AUGGCGACUACCGUCCUCGCCCCGGCACGAGCAACGGCGGCAAUCUUUGAUGCCGAUGACUCAAACAAUAUUCCGCUGGUACAUUGGCCAUCGAAAAAUUCUCGACCUGAUUCAAGGCCCCAAAGCCUUCUCCAUCCUGGACAGGACCUUGGUAGUGGUCUUUAUGAGGCCCAGGAUGUCGGCUUGUCUCGGGUCCGGGCGAUUACUCUUAUUGCUACCCUUACUGGGAUCACGUUCGUGGGCAGUAUGAGUGGUGGCUUAUUGACUAUUGGUCUUCCUUGGAUCGCAGCAGAUCUGCAACUUCCAGAUAAUCUUUUGCUAUGCCUUGCGAAUGGAUGCUGCCUACUUCUGGCUGGAUCGAUGGCAGAUUUUAUGGGUAACAGAAUUAUCAACUUGAUUGGCUGUACACUAUUGUGUGCCUUCAUUCUGGCUUGCAGUGUGGCUCAGAGUGGUCUUCAGCUUAUCCUGUUUCGGGCGUUCCAAGGUAUAGCGACAUCGAUGUGCCUUCCAACGGCUUUCAGUAUUCUAACGGAUACGAUGCCUGCCGGAAAGCGGAGAAACAUUGGGUUCGCUUGCUUAGGACUUGGCCAGCCGUUCGGAUUCUCCGUCGGUCUGGUAUUUGGUGGUCUAUUCCAAGGAUCGUCGCUUGGCUGGAGAUUCGGCUACUAUCUUUGCACUGGAGUUACAGCCAUCCUCACAGUGGUCAACUUUUUCAAGUUGCCUAAGGACAAGCCACGCGAACCUUUCACCUUUCAGCGCCUAAGUGUCAUCACCGAUAAUCCUUCCAACAUACACCGCCCCGAGAACAUUGCCUUGUUAUGCGCCGCCUCUGCAAUGAUACCUGCUUUCUUAGCUUGGAUGAGCUGGCGAGAGAAGAAUGAUAAAUCAGCUUUGAUUCCAAACUCUCUAUGGAAGAAUACCGCCUUCGCGUCAAUUUGUGUGAUGGUUCUUCUUUCAUGGGCUGUCCUGAAUGGCACUGAAACUAUUCUGAGUCUCUUCUUCCAAGAGGUUCAAGAACUAUCUGCCAUCCAGGCGGCUAUUCGGUUCCUACCGAACGUCCUUAUUGGGAUUGUCCUGAACCUUGCUACUGGGCUGCUAGUCCAUCGCCUGCACGCCAACUAUCUAGUUCUCGUCACAACAGUUCUCAGUGCUGGGUCCCCGUUGCUUUUGGCGAUUAUUGAUCCACAGUGGUCAUGGUGGUACUGUGCCUUCUGGGCUGUUCUCCUUGGACCUCUUUCGGCAGAUGUUAUUUUCACCGUCGCCAACUUGAUUAUCGCUGAUUCAUUCAGUCCAAAAACCCAGGGUCUCGCUGGUGCCGUAUUCAACACCAUCGCACAAUUCGGCACGUCCAUCGGACUGACGACUUUUGCUAUUAUCUCGGCUAGCGUAACACAGGAUUCAUCUUAUAUCAACAAGAGCUCGCCUGAAGCUCUGAUGACCGGAUACCGGGCUGUAUUCUGGACAUGUUUUGCAUUGAUGAUGGCUGCGUCUGGUAUCGGUGCUUGGGGCCUGCGCAAGGUGGGGAAGGUUGGGCUAAAAAGGGAGUAA
Molecule: messenger RNA, 1548 nt
Organism: Penicillium daleae
Lineage: Eukaryota; Fungi; Ascomycota; Eurotiomycetes; Eurotiales; Aspergillaceae
Product: major facilitator superfamily domain-containing protein
Exons: 5
Coding region: 1-1548 (515 amino acids)
Biological process (GO): transmembrane transport
Cellular component (GO): membrane
Molecular function (GO): transmembrane transporter activity
Source: RefSeq, a predicted model, not a curated record